Molecule: messenger RNA, 1266 nt
Organism: Hydractinia symbiolongicarpus
Lineage: Eukaryota; Metazoa; Cnidaria; Hydrozoa; Anthoathecata; Hydractiniidae
Product: adenosine receptor A3-like
Exons: 4
Coding region: 1-1266 (421 amino acids)
Biological process (GO): G protein-coupled receptor signaling pathway
Cellular component (GO): membrane
Molecular function (GO): peptide binding; G protein-coupled receptor activity
Source: RefSeq, a predicted model, not a curated record
AUGUGCAUCUCCCUUGAUAAUAUCGUCAAAUUUACUGAGCCAACCAUUAGCAAGCAUUGGAGCUGGUGGGCUCCCCAUUGCCAAUCCAUCGACUUGUUGUAUCGUGGUAAAGUUUCGGAUAAUUUUAAACGAACGCUUAACAACAUCAAAGCUCCGUGCAGAAUUAUAUUCACGCUGAAUAAACUGAAAAGCUGUCUACCAUCACUAAAGCCAACAGUCGAAAAAUCUUUGAAAAGUGGCGUAGUAUAUAAAUUUUCAUGUCCAAGAUGUUCGUCUUGCUAUGUCGGUCAAACAAGCCGUCAUUUGAUAUGUCGUUUCAAAGAUCAUCGACGUAAUGGCCCGGUUGCGGAUCAUUGGAAAGAAUGCGAACGUGAAUUGUCGAUUGAUGACGUAACGAUCUUGUGCUCAAACUCAAAAUCAACGUAUCAUUUAAUGACUUUAGAGGCUCUUUUCAUCAAUCAAUUGAAACCAUCUUUGAAUACAAAGGAUGAAUAUAGAUUCAGGCCGCUGCUUUUUUCUGAUUUGUGUACAGUGUAUGAUGCUAUGUAUGAUAUCUUACUUCGCAAAUAUAUUGAAGAUAUCAUUUGGAUUUCGAGUUACCUGUAUGUACAAGCAUCAACUUUGCUGUUUCUGGCUAUGUGUAUAAUUACAGUAGAUCGAUUCCUGUGCAUAUAUUUACAUUUAAAGUAUAAUUAUAUUGUUACAAAAACUCGAUUGGUGAAAGUUACAGUUGCAACUUGGAUUGUGAGUGCUCUUCCAGGAGUACCUAUACUUGUGUCUGGCAACAUUUUCCCUUCAGCAUAUUCAUUAAUCUUUGCAAUUCUAAAUGGUAUCUAUGUUUUGAUUACCAUAACAAUUUAUGCAGCAAUUGGUUGCUAUUUUAGAAGAAGAAGAAGGAGUGAGUUUCGAGGAAAUAGAAGAAUAAAAACUUCAUUUGCAACUUCGAAACAAUUUAUCGUACCACUGCUAAUAGUUUUUACGUUCAUAGUUUUUGCUGCUUUACCUAAAGUUAUCAUAACAUGGCUGCCGUUUACAACCAAUCUGGAGAUAAUGGUAAUAUUUGUGCAUUUAUUACUAAUUUGUGGUAUUAUUAUUGAUCCUUUGAUUUAUGUUUUUCUUAACAGACAGCUUAGAAAUAUAGCACUACAUCAUAUCUGCUGUGAGCAAUGUUUUUUAACGAAGUUAAAUGAACCGGUCGUGUUACAAAACAUCAGUGCUCAUCACCAUUCUAUGCAAAGUAAUGUGCGAACGAUAUGCAAAUUUUAA